AUGGCGGCUUGUGGUUCAGUUUCGUCGUCUGCUUUUCUCGGGAGCUGGGGCUCUUCCAUAGCCGGCGACGUGAACCAGCUGCAGCCCAAGGCGGCGGUGAGGGUGGCGCGGCCGGUCCGACCCCAGCCGGUGGUGAUGAAGAAUGCCAAUGAAGGGAAGGGCAUUUUCGCACCCUUGGUUAUUGCGACGAGGAAUGUUAUCGGGAAAAAGAGGUUUAAUCAGCUCAGAGGCAAAGCCAUUGCUCUUCACUCGCAGGUCAUAACAGAGUUCUGCAAGUCGAUAGGAGCAGACUCGAAACAACGGCAAGGGCUAAUCCGAUUAGCGAAGAAAAACGGGGAGUGGCUUGGCUUCCUUUCUUGA
Molecule: messenger RNA, 360 nt
Organism: Striga hermonthica
Lineage: Eukaryota; Viridiplantae; Streptophyta; Magnoliopsida; Lamiales; Orobanchaceae
Source: the annotation of a GenBank genome assembly